CAGUGCGCGUGUGGUGUGUGCACCACUGCUGCACAGCACGGCGCGAGAGAGACUGCACCUCUUCACUGGAGUACAGAAACCUUCUGCAGACCGGCCACCAUGUCCAUAGCGACGGUGCAGACCCGCUACUGCUACGGGCUCAAAGGAAACGUGGCAAACUCGGUCACCUACCUGGACGAGCGGAACAUCCUCUACCCGUCGGGAGUCAAAUCUCGUCCUCUGCAACGCCGUGCAGAAGACGCAAAAGUUCGUGCCGCUCAGCCCGGACACGGGAGGAGCCACGGCGCUUGCAGUCAGCCCCAACAAACGCUACGUGGCCGUUGCCGAGAAGAAAGGAGAGCGUCCCACCAUCACCGUUUUCGAUCUCACUACGCUAAAGAGAAAGAAGGUCCUCAGCUACGCCGAGGGCUCGUUUCAAGAGUACGUAAGCCUCGGGUUCUCGCCCGAUUCCAAGUCCCUGGUGUCGCAGAGUGGGGGUCCAGACUGGAGCAUGUGUCUGUGGCAGUGGGAGAAGGCCAAAGUAUUGGCUCAGAUCAAGAGCAACGGUAACACAACCUACCCCAUACGACAGGUUUCGUUCAAUCCUCAAGACAACACUCA
Messenger RNA from Geodia barretti, 600 nucleotides. The record is from the annotation of a GenBank genome assembly. Lineage: Eukaryota; Metazoa; Porifera; Demospongiae; Tetractinellida; Geodiidae.